AUGCCAUCCAUAACAACACCUAUAAACAUCACUAAGAUCGGAUGUUGGAACGUAAGAAGAAUGUUCCAGAUUGGAAAAACAGCGAACAUCGUAAGAGAGUUUAACAGAUAUAAGUUGGACAUAAUGGGACUGCUCGAAGUGAGGUGGCUUUGCCCAACAAACGAAGCAGACGAAGCGGAUAAAGGCACCUUCUACGAACAGCUUCAAAGAGAGACUGCAAAAGUGCCAAUACUGAUGGUAAUGGGUGAUGCAAAUGCAAAAGUGGAAAAGUCAAACGAAGGAUGGGAAAGAGCCAUGGGACAAGAGGGCAUUGGGAUUGUGAAUGAAAAUGGCAUGAGGUUAGCAGAAAUGUGCGCUCUUAACAACUUAAUCAUCGGUGGAACCCUCUUUAAGCACCUCGAUAUACACAAGCUUUCAUGGGAGUCACCGAAUGGAAGAGAUAGGAACCAGAUUGACCAUGUAAUGGUGAACGGCAGAUACAAGAAGUCUGUAUGUGAUGUAAGAGUUAUGCGUGGUGCAGAUGCCAAUUCAGGUCACCAUCUAGUAUUGGCUAAAGUAAAGAUGAAGCUCUGCAGAAACUUAAAGCCGAAGGAAAGCAACAGGAAGAUGUAUGAUGUCAACAAGCUGAAAGAUCCAAAAGUAAGCAAAGGAUUCCAACUUGAACUAAGGAAAAGGUUUCAACAACUGUUCGAUGACGAAAGCACAAUUACCAAUGAAAAAUUGAUUCUUGUAAAAGAAGCAUACAAUGAAACAGCAGAAAAGAUCCUGGGCCAGAAGAAAAGGAAGCACAAAUCCUUACCAACUGCAGAAACUUACAGAGCCAUACAUGAAAGGAGAAAACUAAAGGAAGAAAUAGGAAGAUCAAAUUCGGAGAGUAUAAAGGAAAUUAAGAGAGAAGAAUAUAAGACCAAAGACAAAGAAGUGAAAAGAAGAGCAAGAGCUGAUAAAAGGAAAAAUCUGGAAGAUGUAGUUAAUCAAGCAGAGAAUGCAGCAAACACAAAUGGUCUGAGUGAGGUUUACCAACUGACCAAGCAGCUUUGUGGGAGAAAAAGAAACAGGACAAGUGGCAUUAGGUUAAAAAAUGGUGAACUUAUCAUUGAGGAUGGAAAAAAAAUAUUGGAGAGAUGGAAAGAGCAUUUUGAAGAGGUCCUUAAGUAA
Saccostrea cuccullata (small rock oyster) is the source of this 1158-nucleotide messenger RNA. RefSeq names its product craniofacial development protein 2-like. NCBI's taxonomy places the organism in Eukaryota, Metazoa, Mollusca, Bivalvia, Ostreida, Ostreidae. The record is from RefSeq and is a predicted model, not a curated record. The transcript has 2 exons. Bases 1 to 1158 code for a protein of 385 amino acids.